Photinus pyralis (common eastern firefly) is the source of this 1116-nucleotide messenger RNA. RefSeq lists its product as uncharacterized. The coding region runs from base 486 to 869 and encodes 127 amino acids. The record is from RefSeq and is a predicted model, not a curated record. NCBI's taxonomy places the organism in Eukaryota, Metazoa, Arthropoda, Insecta, Coleoptera, Lampyridae. The transcript is spliced from 3 exons.
UAAUUGAAGAAGAGAUAUCUUAAUAUGAGCAAAUAUUGAAUCUUAAACGUACACCACGAUGCAUUUGAACUUUUAUUGUCUUAAUUGAAAAUCAUGCGGUCGUGAUGCAAGGUAUAAUACACCAUAGACUUCUAUCAAGUAACAGUUGAAUAAGUCCAAGUAUCGUUUCUUUGGACGAAGUAUUCCUAGCCGACUCCCAAACUCGCGAAUUUCCUUGUAGUAAGAGUGGUUUUCUCCUCAAUUGACCCAAUAACACUCUUUUUGUUUAGCAUUUAGGUCAAGCUCUGUGCAUUUGAAACAAAAUAUCUGAAUGGAUUCGCAUCGAAAAUAGAAGGACAGAAAAUUUUAUAGAAGUCAAGAAGUGCGGUCGCAUAACACCGCGUCAGCGUUCCCUCGUUUGGCGUUUAAUUUAUUUUUAAAUUGUAACAGUGUGGAUCAUUGUGUGUGUGUGUGUGUUCCUGUUCUGUGUAGCAUUUCUUUGAAAAAUGACUUUAAAAGAAUUGCUGAAGCAAUGGAAAUUGGCCCAUUUGUGGCCAAUUUUUGAAGAACAGAAAAUUGACGAGGUGGACAUUCUACUGGCGUUAACAGAGGACGAUCUGUCGAAAAUUGCUCAAACAAUUGGGGACCAGGUGAGGCUAAGAAAAGGAAUAAAGAGCUUGGCUGAAGAAAGCACGGCGAACAUUGCCACAGUAACCGAUAUUGCCACCGCUUCGGACAUUGCCACAGUUGAAGAAGACAUUUCCACAGUAUCAUCCUAUGUAGAUCCGGCAAUAGACCCUGCAGUAUGUCAAACGAUUAUGAUCUUGGGACAACACCACCACAGGAUUAGCAACAAAACCCUAUGUUUUUUAAAGAAGUGCGUCGCUUAACUUGGGUCAAAAAUUGACGAAGUUCUAUUAAACUCACUAGUUUAUUAUUUAUCAAACAUAUUUUGUUAAACCAAAACCGUAUUCUUUUAGAAGCAGUAAUUGUAUACUUUCAAAGAAAACACGCUUAUGUUGGUUUAAAAGCUAAAGUGUUAGAUCAAGUUCACUAUUUCCUUAUAUUAAAAAACUUUGUUUUUAACACAAACACAUAAAGAUCUUAUCAGUAACCACGUUUCCUUGAUAACAGUCU